Messenger RNA from Moneuplotes crassus, 2792 nucleotides. The record is from the annotation of a GenBank genome assembly. Lineage: Eukaryota; Ciliophora; Spirotrichea; Euplotida; Euplotidae.
CAGGGUUUAUUAUAGACACAUCUCCAUCCAUGCUCCGAAGGAGCAAACAUGAGCGAAUGGAGUUCUUCCACCAAGCUAGAUAUGAGGUUGAAAAUCUAGUCAAGGUCAAUAAGCAGAAAUUGUAACGAAAUAUGAUAGAAUCGGAUACCCUUUGAAGUACUUUAUAGCAACUACCGACAUCAAGGAUCCGAUUAAAUCCAAUUGGGAACAUCCUAAAGAGCACUGUUUUAGGCAGUUAGAGUACUUUGACCAUAAAAUGAGUGAGACCAAUAUUCGGAAAGCUAUUCGGAAGCUGUUGAUAACUAUGAAUUCAUAUCGAUAUCUUAACGGAGCAGAUAGUCCCACCCAUGGCAUGAAGAUCAGUAGGUUAAGGCCAUAUCUUGUUGCUAUUUUUACAGAUGAUCAUUCUAUCGAUGAGCUAGAUCUAUCUCUUUUUGAGAAUACUAAAACUAGAGGAGAAGGAUAUUAUUCACAUUUGUACAGGGAUGAUAUCACAAUGCAAGUGUAUGUCUUCACAACAUGCCCUCUCAAAUGCAAACGGAAAUGAGAAAGGAGGUUUAAAGAUCUUAAGAACGAACUCGGCAUUGAGUACAUCAUUGUAUCCUCCUUUCAGGAUUUUAAGACUCUUUUUAAGCAAAAUACCGCUAGAAGGGUAGAUAUGAAGCAAUGGAUGGCUGAUAGUUAUAUAAAGCCAAUGAUAACUCCUACCUUGACUCUCAAGAGCGCUUUCGUAGAUGACUUUGAUCAGAUCAGUGAUCAAGAAUUUUGAAUUACCAAAGUGAAUAUUGGCCCUAAGAUUCUCCAACUUUUAUCCAUAAUGAAUAAAUCUCCAAAAAGCCAUCUGAAUGAUUGCAAUGAAAUAGGACCUGAUGGAAGAGCUUCAGAUUUUUGGCCAAUUCCCGAUGAGUUAAUGAUAACUCCUGAGGUGCAGGACAUACAGGAAAGAUCAUCUAUUCGAAAUUUGUACAUCAAAACCCAGCCCCUUGAAAUUCUAGAAGUAAACUUCUCUAAUAUUGAAAUGGAGAGGCCAGUAAAGGCUCUCUUUGAAUCUAUUGACAAGGAAUUUUCUCUUAACAAAUCCCAGCUUGGAAUAGGGUACGAAACCUUUCAGAUUACUAAUUACGAAUUCUUGGAAUAUAUCGCAGCCCAGAAUUUGUGGAGCGAGAAAUGGAUCAGUAGCACUAAUACAAAAGAGAAAAAGCCAUUAUACUUCGAAGCAUCCUUUUCUGGAGAUAAUCAGUACCAAUCUUCAGCCUUGCUAGUUCUUUCUAGAAGGAACAUCAGAAUUCCUGAUGAGACUGGUGAGAACGCUAUUGACCCAAGAAAAUGUCCUAGAUUGCUAAACAUGCCUUUCAAAGCAGAGCUUGUGAUCCUUCCAGUUAGAUUUAAGGAGUUCUUCGUCUUAUUAAGAGUCCGUAAAGAAAUAGAGAAGCAGACUAAUCAGGAGUUUUACCUCAAGCCUUGGCUUGAGCUUCUCCAGAAUUACAUUCGAAAGAUUCCUCCUUAUUAUAAUUUUUACAUCAGAAGAGCUCUUCUGAAUUUGAAGUAUAAGGAAGUUGAUGAUCCUUUGAAGAAGAUCAACGAGAAGUUUAUUAGUAAAUCCUUAGAAAGUAAAAUAGAGAAAAUUAUCCAAGAGCAGAACAGUAAGCUCUAUGAUAGAGAAAGUGUCUACCGCAUCAACCACAAGGAGCACAAUGAUUUCGUGUUCGGUGACUUUCCAGACUGCUGUAAAAAUUUGAGGCAGUUCUUACCGAAGAUACAGUCUUUAUCACAGACUAAGAUGCAACAAAUGAAGAAUAAAUCUAAUCUGAACCUUGCCAAUCCCUUCUCAUUUGAUAGGAAGAACUUGAUACUCACCGUUGGAGCUAUAGUGAAGGAUUUCCAAAACAAGCUAUGCAUUGAGCCAAAUUUGGAUGUCAACAAGUACAAUAUCUCUCAGGAUAUUAUGGAACACGAGAAAGACUUUAAGAAGAAGCUCAUAGCGGAAGAUGACCAUCACAAGCCUAUCUUCGUUAUGGGAUCUGUCCAAUACUUUAGGAAAUACCCUGUGCUUAAGAGUAUAAAUAUUAGUGAUAAGGAGUGGAAAAGAUAUACCGAUAUAUCCUUUGGAAAUUUGUUCACAACUUCGUUAAGAGCGAAGUACCAUAGUGGCCAGGCUUUAAUGAUCAACAAUAACCUUAUUGAAGAGGAUGAAACACAAGAAGUUGAAAGCGUAUUUGUUUUUGAAAAACUUGAUCAGGAAAUGGCAGAAGAGAAGCACUCAAGGCCUAAUAAGCAAGAAAAAGAAGUACCUUUGGAUCAAAAAUCUAAACCUUCUGAAUACAAUACUAACAGCUCAAAAACUCAAAAAUUAUCUCGCCUCUUAAAGUCCUCAAAUUCCGAAACAAAAUCUCAUAAAAGUCCUAAAGGGUCUAAAAAGCUUCAAAAAGAGCAUAAAAAUGUUCAAAAGAAUCAGAAAUCCCUGCAAAAGCCUUGUAAACCAGCCAAGCCGUCUAAAAUUAAUCAAAAAUCUUUGACUGAAUGUCUUCUGGACUACUACAAAAACACGAGUCUUACUUUGAGGAUUAAAUAUGAGGUGUUAAAGAUAGCAGGAGAUUUAAAAUUACAGCGCAAACUUCAAGAAUGAAGUAUUGAUGAGUAUGUGAUCAGAGAUGGAGGGUCGCUUGACAAGUUUCUCAAGUGUUUCCCUAUUUUUAGAGAGAUAAAGCCGAAGUUUAUUAGAAAGGAAGUGGUCAACCGCUCUCUUGCAAAUCUAAAGCGGCUGUGUUAAAGUUGAUUCCAGAAAUAUCAAG